UCGCCAUGUGGGUGGACGCUGUCAUCUUUGUCUUCAGCCUGGAGGACGAGAUCAGCUUUCAGACUGUCUACCACUACUACAGCCGGAUGGCCAAUUACCGGAACACCGGCGAGGUCCCGCUGGUGCUGGUGGGCACCCAGGAUGCCAUCAGCCCCACUAACCCGCGGGUCAUCGACGACGCCAGGGCCAGGAAGCUGUCCAACGACCUGAAGCGCUGCACCUACUACGAGACAUGUGCCACCUACGGCCUCAACGUGGAGCGGGUCUUCCAGGACGUUGCCCAGAAGGUCGUUGCCACGAGGAAGAAGCAGCAACUGUCCAUUGGGCCCUGCAAGUCGCUGCCCAACUCCCCGAGCCACUCGUCGGUCUGCUCCGCGCAGGUGUCUGCUGUGCACAUGAGCCAGACGAGUAAUGGAGGGGGCAGUUUGAGUGACUACUCCUCCUCCGUCCCGUCGACUCCGAGCACCAGCCAGAAGGAACUCCGCAUUGAUGUCCCUCCCACCGCCAACACGCCGACGCCCGUCCGGAAGCAGUCCAAGCGCCGCUCUAACCUUUUCACCUCUCGGAAAGGGAGCGACCCAGACAAAGAGAAGAAAGGCCUGGAGGGUCGUGCGGACAGCAUCGGGAGUGGUCGCGCCAUCCCAAUUAAACAGGGCAUGCUGUUGAAACGAAGUGGCAAAUCUCUGAACAAAGAGUGGAAGAAGAAGUACGUCACCUUGUGUGACAACGGCGUGCUGACCUAUCACCCGAGUCUACACGAUUACAUGCAGAACGUUCACGGCAAAGAGGUCGAUCUCCUGAGGACCACGGUGAAGGUCCCCGGGAAGAGGCCGCCCCGAGCCACGUCGGCCUGCGCACCCAUCUCCAGCCCCAAGACCAACGGCCUGCCCAAGGACAUGAGCAGCUUACACAUCUCACCAAAUUCAGGGAAUGUCACUAGUGCAUCUGGGUCUCAGAUGGCAAGCGGCGUCAGCCUGGUCUCCUUCAACAGCCGGCCCGACGGCAUGCACCAGCGCUCCUACUCAGUCUCCAGUGCGGACCAGUGGAGUGAGGCUACGGUCAUUGCAAACUCGGCCAUCAGCAGCGAUACAGGGCUGGGCGACUCCGUGUGCUCCAGCCCCAGCAUUUCCAGCACCACCAGCCCCAAGCUUGACCCGCCCCCCUCCCCUCACGCCAACAGAAAGAAGCACCGGAGGAAGAAAAGUACCAGCAACUUCAAAGCCGACGGCCUCUCGGGCACCGCUGAAGCCAAGCGCAGAGCAUGGAAACUAAACCGUGUUGGUAGCCUGCGAAAUAUAUACAGCAGCAGCAGCACCAACACCGAAGAGCAAGAAGAAAACUUUGAGUUUAUCAUCGUGUCCCUCACUGGCCAGACAUGGCACUUUGAAGCCACCACCUAUGAAGAGCGAGAUGCCUGGGUCCAAGCCAUCGAGAGCCAGAUCCUGGCCAGCUUACAAUCUUGUGAGAGCAGCAAGAACAAGUCCCGGCUGACCAGCCAGAGCGAGGCCAUGGCCCUGCAGUCGAUCCGGAACAUUCGCGGGAACUCCCACUGCGUGGACUGCGAGACCCAGAACCCCAACUGGGCCAGCCUGAACUUGGGAGCCCUCAUGUGCAUCGAGUGCUCAGGGAUCCACCGGAACCUCGGCACCCACCUCUCCCGAGUCCGGUCCCUGGACCUGGACGACUGGCCCGUGGAGCUCAUCAGGGUGAUGUCGGCCAUCGGGAACGAGCUGGCUAACAGCGUCUGGGAGGAGAGCAGCCAGGGCCGGACGAAGCCCUCGUUAGACUCCACAAGGGAAGAGAAGGAGCGGUGGAUCCGGGCCAAGUACGAGCAGAAGCUCUUCCUGGCCCCGCUGCCGUGCACAGAGCUGUCCCUGGGCCAGCACCUGCUGCGUGCCACUGCCGAUGAGGACCUGCGGACAGUCAUCCUGCUGCUGGCGCAUGGCUCCCGGGACGAGGUGAACGAGACCUGCGGGGAGGGAGACGGGCGCACGGCGCUGCACCUGGCCUGCCGCAAGGGCAACGUGGUCCUCACACAGCUCCUCAUCUGGUACGGCGUGGACGUCAUGGCCCGCGACGCCCACGGGAACACGGCGCUGGCCUACGCGAGGCAGGCGUCCAGCCAGGAGUGCACCGACGUCCUGCUGCAGUACGGCUGCCCGGACGAGCGGCCCGUGCUCGUGGCCACCCCCAACCUGUCCCGGAGGAACAACGCCCGGAACAACAGCGGCGGCAGGGUGCCCACCAUCAUCUGAGGGCCGGCCGUGCCCACCACCCCGCUGCACCGGAUGCCCUCCGCCCGCCACGCGCUCUCGGAAGUCACGGCACGUGAGUCUCGUCGCAUCCCUCGCUCCUCCUGGUGGUCACCUGCCACCCACCCACCCACUUUCACCCCAAACGAAAUCACAAAACCUGAACGUCCUCAGAGGGAGCGAAGAGGAGUCCAGGAGGCUGCAGAGUCGACUCCUUUUCAUAAAGUCCCCUGAACAACGAACAGGAGAGACCCACGGUUCUUGGUUCUUUGAUGAGAGCACACAGCGCACCCCGGCCCCUGUCCUGGUGGCCUGCAGGGGGGGCGUGGCGGGGGACGGGGUGGGGGAGGGGAGGCGAGGCCCAGGAGAGGGGCGCUCCCCUAACUGGCAGUUAAGCACAUCAGCACAUUUCACCUCUACCAAACGGAUCGCCUGGAUUCUGUCUCUUCUCCGAGGAGCUUGACGGCAUAAAUCAGAAGCAAGCACAGAGUUUGUCAGGUCUGAAGCCCCUAUGAUGGUGUGUGUCAAAUCAGUUGUAGCUAAUCUGUCCAGGGAGAAUACUGGCUUCAUUACACUUGUAUAGUUGAGUUCUUCCAGCAUUACCGCUGUUUAAUAGAACAUGAUUAGUCAUCACCGAGAAGAAAGCAUAUUAGCCGAGGAGGUAGCUACGCGGCACGCUCCGGUGAUUGCCACGAUGUGAUUGCAAUACUCGUGGACGCAUCAUAUUAUCCCAGACAUGUUCUUUCGAGCCCUUGGAGCCCUCCUUUCUAAAUCCACUGUCAUAAUUUAGUAUCUGUUUAAUUUUUCAGUCCAAAGAGAGGAAAUCGGUUGCUGAGUAUUAUUUGACUGUAGUCUCCUUGGUGCAAAAACAAGAUGGAAAAAAUACAUAAGAAUAACUCCGAAAUUCAAAAGGAAAUCACAGAUUCGGCUCGUGAUAGCAUUUCGAGUACACUUCAUAAACUAGGCAAAUACAUAAAAGGCUAUUUUUCCAAACAGGAGAAACAUUUGAUGUCCCUUGGCCGGGUGGGUGUAUUGGGUCCUGGCCACUCCCGGGCCACGUGGCCCAAGUUACACAGGCUUCUGUGUUCCGUCUUUAGAUACGAUGUGUGAAAUCUAUUUGAAUAAAAGAAGUUCAUAAAUAUGCAUCGAUUUUUGUACAGACAAAUGGCACCUCUGUUAAUUUAUAAAUUGAACUGGGUGUGAGCUAAUAACGCGCAGCUAGUUGAGAUAAGGGGGUUACAGAUCAUUGUACAUGGAACAUAUUCCCAGCAGUAAACACUUCCAUUAAUGUGACAUACAGCUUUUAAAAAGGAACGGAUCAGAACAAGAUGGUGGUACAAUUUGCUUAUUAAAAUCGAGAAAGGAAAAAAAAAAAAAAAAAAA
Molecule: messenger RNA, 3635 nt
Organism: Tupaia belangeri chinensis (Chinese tree shrew)
Lineage: Eukaryota; Metazoa; Chordata; Mammalia; Scandentia; Tupaiidae
Gene: AGAP1
Product: ArfGAP with GTPase domain, ankyrin repeat and PH domain 1
Exons: 15
Coding region: 6-2255 (749 amino acids)
Biological process (GO): activation of GTPase activity
Molecular function (GO): GTPase activator activity; protein binding; GTPase activity
Source: RefSeq, a predicted model, not a curated record